AUGACCGUGUUCUACUGUCAACGCCGUGAUAACUUUGUUGAGAACCUUGACUUUGAAGGUAUCCCAACUAAAGAACUCACUGACCCUUCAUUGUCAAACUGGGUACAUCAUGUACAACAUAUACUGCCACAGGGUCGAUGUGUCUGGUGGAAUCCGGUUCAGAAGAACGAGGACGAGUUUGAGGAUGAGGAAGAGGAGGAGGAACGAGAAGAACCGGAUGAGCCAGAACCUGAACAGGGGCCACCACUCCUUACACCCCUGUCUGAGGAUGCUGAAAUAGGCAACUUACCACCUUGGACAGCAAAACUUUCAUCUAAUCUCAUUCCACAAUAUGCCAUUGCCUGCAUACACUCAAAUCUCUGGCCUGGUGCUCAUGCUUUUGCCACCGGAAAGAAAUUUGAGAAUGUUUACAUUGGUUGGGGACACAAGUACUCACAAGACAACUACAGUCCACCAUCAGUACCUAACAUAAUGGAUGAGUUCCCAAGCGGACCCGAGAUCACCGAGGCUGAGGAUCCGACACCCGAGGAGGAGGCAGCAUUGAGAGCGGCACGCCAGGAAGCAGCUGAGGCUGCGGAGGACAUGGAGGAGCAAGAAGAGGAGGGAAGUGAUGAGGAUUAGAACUGUCAUCAUGCAUUAAUUGACUUAAAAAAGAAAUAAUUAUUAUGUUCAUUGAAUAAAGAAUUACGAGAUUUGAAGAUGUGCAUUUUUCUUUAAAAAGUUACUUGUUUUGUUGGAGUUUAGUGCCUUUUGAAAACUUACCAGGAUCUGCAAUACUAGAUAGAUACUCCAAGAAUAAAAAAGAUGUAGUUAUCAAAAUACAAAAAGGUAAACAGAUGAUUAUGAUGUCUGAAUACACCUUUCUUUCAUUGAGACAAUUCAUUGAUAUUUUCCUUCUUCAUAUUUCAUAUUUUGUUCUAUUUAUAGCUGAAUGUGUACAUGUGCAUUGCAUUUCUGUGAUAUUGUUUUGUCUAACUGCAUUUGUAUAAAUGUAGAAGUACUUCGUGACAAAGAGAAAAAUCUUUUUGGAGCAUUAAUAAUUAUGAUCUGAGUCAUACAAAUAAAUGCUCCAACCUCAAUCCGGCUGUGAAGAUCCUAUGUCCAGACAGCAUUCUAAAUCUCUUGGUUGCUGUAAAUGGAGAAAAUACUGUAUAUUUAUGAAUAAAAAUAUUUAACAAAUAAAAACAUUAAAAAUAUGGUAGUUCUCAGAUUUCUGGUAUUUAGACCAGUUAUGGUAAUAGUGGCAGAAUCUUAACUUUCUAAAUAGAAUAACAACAAAUUUUAAAUGUUUUGAAAUGAUUGUACUUCUAAAUUGAAACAUGAAUAAGACUGAUGUGGAUGUUCGUUUCAGACAUUUCAUUUACAUGUUUUUCAGUGAACUAUUGGAGUAUAAGUAUAUCGAAUAUAUUUUUACUGCUACUUGAAUACCCUAAAACAUUGGAAGUUUUUACCAAAAAUUUACAUCAGUUAGGUCAAACAUGUACACAGUUACACACAAACAUACAUUGUACACUUCUUUAUAUCAAAGUGUGGUAGAAACCAAUAAAUCUCAAAGAAGUAUUUUACUUCUUCUUACAGGAACAAUUAUGAUACCAUGACUUAAUUUACACUUGUGAGCUUUUGGAGAAGGGGAGUCAAUACUGUUUUACUAAAAUUACUAAUUGAAAUAGUUACUCCCCUUGGUCCAGGUUUUCCGAAAUGUGUAUGGCACAAGUGUUUGCUCAACUGCUGAAGUGGUUUUGUGAUGUGCAGAUAUCUUCAAUUAACAAAACGCUAUUCUUAUAGGCCUUAAUUAUUUGUCUUCUCUAAGAAGUUAUUGGUACUUCACAUAAACUUAUUCAAAUUGAUAAAAAAGCAAAUAAAUGGAUGCUUUAGAA
Molecule: messenger RNA, 1877 nt
Organism: Mercenaria mercenaria
Lineage: Eukaryota; Metazoa; Mollusca; Bivalvia; Venerida; Veneridae
Product: radial spoke head protein 6 homolog A-like
Exons: 4
Coding region: 1-621 (206 amino acids)
Biological process (GO): axoneme assembly; cilium movement involved in cell motility; cilium assembly
Cellular component (GO): radial spoke; axoneme
Source: RefSeq, a predicted model, not a curated record